Messenger RNA from Drosophila guanche, 1534 nucleotides. It is a transcript of the gene BHD, whose product is annotated as folliculin. The transcript has 4 exons. NCBI's taxonomy places the organism in Eukaryota, Metazoa, Arthropoda, Insecta, Diptera, Drosophilidae. The record is from RefSeq and is a predicted model, not a curated record. Gene Ontology annotation, biological process: positive regulation of transforming growth factor beta receptor signaling pathway; negative regulation of transcription by RNA polymerase II; positive regulation of TORC1 signaling. Gene Ontology annotation, cellular component: cytosol. The coding region runs from base 28 to 1431 and encodes 467 amino acids. Gene Ontology annotation, molecular function: GTPase activator activity.
CUGGUCAAUGCGGACUCAUCGGCUCCGAUGAACGCCGUUAUUGCGCUCUGCCACUUCUGCGAGGCUCACGGACCCUGCGCAAUUUUCUGCACCCAGACGCUGAGGGACACCAAGAUUGAGGAGCUGCCGCUCGAGCAGAAUCAAUCGCAAUCGCAGAAGACAUGCUCCGCCUGCAACUACUCGAUGGGACGUAACAACAGUGGGAUAUACAGCAAGGACACAGAGAGCGGGGCCACAUUUGUGAGCACGCGAGUGGCCGUGCUGACAGAGGUGGCCACCUUGGUAAAACAAGCGGCGGUGCUGAGCCUCAGCAAUGGGAUAGACUCCAACAAGGAUGGAGAGUUUGUGUUCUUUGGCGACUCGACGCGAGGCCACAUUCUUAGCCACAAGUUCCGAGUGGGUGAUAUGCAGGCGCGGGGCUACUUUCAGCUCUACUCGAUCAUAGUCCUCAUGAAGGACAAGUACUUCCUGCUGAACACGAAGCCGUUUCUGGCCGAGCAUCUAAAGAAGGUCUCGUCCGAACUGCAGGCGGGUGCAAACAAAACCAAGGAGGCCGAGGAGCGGCGUCAGAGCGAGCGACAGAGACGACUCUCCGGAGUACCGUUUCUGAUGCAUUCGUCUCGCUCUCUGCUGGAACUCACGGGCGAGGAGAACGUAUUUGCCCAGCUGCACUCGCACUUUUCCUGGCUCUUGCUGGCCGGCUCGCGUUUUCUCACCGAGCACGUCACCUUCGGAAAUCUCCCUUGGCUGCCGCAUCAAAGCAGCGGUCGGCCGCCCGCCCAACGCCUUACCUACAACAGCUCCACCCUGCCCAUGAUACAGAAAUACGAAGAGAGCAUUGACGACCCCGACCAAGAGGAGUUUUUCUCGCUGCGCCACAUCAAGAAGGUGGUCCGCAAGGAGGAGUUCGCAACAGUGUGCUACUGCGCUCUGACGGGCGUGAAAAUCAUAGUCCGCGGCGCACCCGAGCGCACCUUCCGCUUCAUGGUGUGCUUGAAGAAGCUUCUGCCCGAGCCGAUGCACAAUCUCAUGCGCAUCGAUGCACAACACCAGCACUCCAUCAGCUCCGAGUAUAAGAUUAUAUCGGUGUCCAACGACAUUGCCGUUCCCAUAGCCAGCGCCUCCGUGUUUCGCAUUGAUUUUCUGGACAAACAAGUCAACGGACACGAAGUAUCCGUCAAGUGGCCGGGAGAGUUACCCAGAAAACUUCCCGAUCUCAUGGUCAAGCUGCUGAAGGCGGUGGAGGAGAAGAACUUCACAGAACUGGUGCUCAACAAACAGACAAAGGUGCUCAUCGAGGAGUGGAAAAACAAAGCCACCUGCCUGAAUCACGCCAAGUCCAGCAGUGUGCAGGUCAAACUGAAGAAGGUGUUGGGAGUCCAACCACAGGACCAGCCUCUGAUCAACUAUUGGAGCACUCACUUGCACUAGGAGCAGGUUUAUUACUUGUACAUAGCGUGAGAAUAUUCUUUUCACUUUUUGGAAUAAAAAUUCUUUAUUGCCGCAUCGAGUGCGACGGCUAGUUUCCUCCAAA